GGGCUCCUCCCACUGAAGGGUUAUACUUCUUUCACAGCGCACUUCCUCUUUUUUACUUUGUGUCCAGCUCUCCCUCAGCAGCAAUUCAAAAUGUUUGUCUUUACAUUGUUUUCAGCAACCACCUGGACUUUGCUGGCUCUCUUUUUCACCCUGUUAUUACUCUAUGGCAUUUGGCCAUUUAGGUUUUUCAAAAAGUUGGGAAUACCCGGACCAAAGCCUCUGCCUUUUAUUGGAACAAUGCUAAACUUCAGAAAGGGAGUACUUUCUUUUGACCGUGAGUGCCAAGCCAAGUACGGGGAUGUGUGGGGGUUAUUUGAUGCACGAACACCACUUCUGAUGGUGGCAGACCCUGAGAUGAUUAAAACUGUGAUGGUGAAGGAGUGCUACUCUGUGUUUACCAACCGCAGGGAUAAUAUUGCAAUGACAGGACCUUUGGAUGAUGCAAUUACAAUAGUUAAAGAUGAAAAGUGGAAAAGAAUUCGGAGCACUUUAUCACCAUGCUUCACCAGCGGAAGGCUGAAACAGGUUUUUCCCAUCGUUGCUCGCCAUGCAGAUAAACUCCUUGAAAAACUUGGACAAACAAAUUUGGAUGAACCCAUUGAUGUCAAACAAUUUGUUGCACCUUACAGUUUGGAUGUUGUGACCAGUUCGUCUUUCGGUGUUGAGGCAGACUCCAUAAACAAUCCAGAUGACCCACUUAUUGUUCAUCUCAAGAAGAUUCUUAACUUCAAUUUUUGGCCUAUAAUUUUACUAAUGAUAUUUCCCUUUGGUGCCCGUCUGUUGAAACUCCUGCAUAUUGAUGUGAUGAAUAGACUCGGUGUGGAUUAUUUCUUCAGCAUCAUCAAGAGAUUUAAAGACCAGCAUCAUGCAGAGAAAUCUAUUCGAGCAGACUUCCUGCAGGUGAUGAUUCAGCAGGAGAUACCAGAAUCGGACAUAAAGAGUGAACAAGAUCAGCCAAGUAAAGGUUUGACUGAACACGAGAUGCUUUCCCAGGCCUUCAUUUUCAUCUUUGGUGGCUAUGAGACCACCAGUAUCACUCUCACUUACAUCCUUUACAAUCUGGCCACCAACCCUGAUGCGAUGCAGACCUUGCAGGAAGAAAUCGAUGCCAGCCUACCGAGAGAUGCUCCCAUUUCAUACGAGGGUCUGGUCGGUCUACGGUACCUGGACCACAUUAUUAAUGAGUCACAGCGUUUGAUUCCAGCUGUACCUCGGCUUGAGAGGAUGUGCAAAAAAACUGUCCAGGUCCACGGCCUCACCAUCCCUGAAGGAACCCUGGUUGGGAUUCCUGUGCACAUGUUACACAAGGACCCACGCUUUUGGAGCUCACCUGAGCUUUUCAGACCAGAGAGGUUCAGUGAAGACAGUGGGGAGGAGGUGAACCCGUACGUGUUCAUGCCCUUUGGACUUGGCCCUCGUAACUGCAUUGGGAUGCGCUACGCUGUCCUCGUCAUAAAGAUGGUUCUUGUCCGUCUCAUGCAGAGUUACACUUUGGAAACAUGCAAAGACACCAUGAUUCCUUUGGAGAUGGACUGGAAGUUCCAGCCAAAAAAGCCAAUAAAACUCAAGUUUGUUCCCAGACAACAGUAGAGGGAGCAUCUCCAAAUACACCUUGCUUCUGAAUUUUGUAGUUGUUGUUUUAACGUGUGGCUGACAGGAUGACAUUUAAAGUAUGUACUCCAAGUGUUUAUACUACUGAAACUCAUACUCAGUACUUAACUUACCGCGCCUUGAACGUGUAAUUUUUCUUGCAAUGUCAUCAAUAAAUCAAAAUGAUUUUA
Siniperca chuatsi (mandarin fish) is the source of this 1781-nucleotide messenger RNA. Its product is annotated as cytochrome P450 3A30-like. The coding region runs from base 91 to 1590 and encodes 499 amino acids. The transcript is spliced from 13 exons. Gene Ontology annotation, molecular function: oxidoreductase activity, acting on paired donors, with incorporation or reduction of molecular oxygen; iron ion binding; steroid hydroxylase activity. Lineage: Eukaryota; Metazoa; Chordata; Actinopteri; Centrarchiformes; Sinipercidae. The record is from RefSeq and is a predicted model, not a curated record.